Molecule: messenger RNA, 4995 nt
Organism: Closterium sp. Yama58-4
Lineage: Eukaryota; Viridiplantae; Streptophyta; Zygnematophyceae; Desmidiales; Closteriaceae
Source: the annotation of a GenBank genome assembly
AUGGUAGCUUUAGUAGUUACUUCACGGAUACUCAUGCACGACUCGAACAUGCUCAUCCGCGCAACGAUCACAAGCCCUCGCCACAUUCUCAUUCCACCUUUCUCGUCGCCCUCGCUGCCGCGCUCGGCCGGUCGUUAUCUCCACUCCCUACACGUCGCGCUCGGUAUCUACCUUUCCCUUCCCGUUGAGCUCUUGAUAUUUCCCCUCCCCGUCCGGUCGAGCUUUCGUUUUCCCCUUCCCUUUCCGUCGAAAAUUCGUUUUCCCUUCCCCUUCCCGUCGAGCUCGCGUUUUCCCCUCCCCUUCCCGACGCGCUUUCGCUAUUUCCCCUCCCCUUCCCUUCACGCUAUCUCCCCUCCCGUUACAGUCGCGUUCACUGUUUCCCCUCCCCUUCCAGGCGCGCUUGCUAUUUCCCCUCCCCGUCUAGUCGAACUCGCAUUUUCCCCUCCCCUUCCAGUCGCUCGCUAUUUCCCCUCCCCUUCCCGUCGAGCUCGCGUAUUUACCUCCCCUUCCCGUCGCGCUCUCGCUAUUUCUCCACCCCUUACCGUCACGCUCGCUAUCUCCCCUCCCGUUACCGUCGCGCUCGCUAUUUCCCCUCCCCUUCUAGGCGCGCUCGCUAUUUCCCCUCCCUUUCCCGCCGAGCUCGCGUUUUCCCCUCCCCUUCCCGCCGUGCUCUUGCUAUUUUGCCUCCCCUUCCCGCCGCGCUCUCGCUAUUUCCCCUCCCCUUCCCGUCGAGCUUGCGUUUUCCCCUCCCCUUCCAGUCGAGCUCUCGCUAUUUUGCCUCCCCUUCCCGCCGCGCUCUCGCUAUUUCCCCUCCCCUUCCCGUCGAGCUUGCUCGCGCUCGCUGUCUCCCCUCCCGUUCCCGUCGCGCUCGCUAUUUCCCCUCCCCUUCCAGGCGCGCUCGCUAUUUCCCCUCCCCUUCCCGUCGAGCUUGCGUUUUCCCCUCCCCUUCCAGUCGAGCUCUCGCUAUUUUGCCUCCCCUUCCCGCCGCGCUAUCGCUAUUUCGCCUCCCCUUCCCGUCGAGCUUGCGUUUUCCCCUCCCCUUCUAGUCGAGCUCUCGCUAUUUUGCCUCCCCUUCCAGUCGCGCUCGCUGUCUCCCCUCCCGUUCCCGUCGCGCUCGCUAUUUCCCCUCCCCUUCCAGGCGCGCUCGCUAUUUCCCCUCCCCUUCCCGUCGAGCUUGCGUUUUCCCCUCCCCUUCCAGUCGAGCUCUCUAUUUCCCCUUCCCUUCCCAUCGCGCUCGCUAUUUCCCCUCCCCUUCCCGUCGCCUUUUCAUGGUCUCAAUUGUCGGCGGUUCUUACCAACGAACUGCAUUCCUCACAUGAUGUCCGCGUGUCUUGCACUGGUGGCUUCUUCCCUUCCCGCCGCACUCGGCUUCUCCUUUCCUCUCCCCGUUUCCCCCGCUACCGUAUCUCCCGUCCCGGCCCAUCAUCUUCGUUCAUCAUCACUUUCCGUCGCGCUGCCUCAUUGUCUCUGUUCCCCUUCGUCGCAUUCACGCUCUCACAUCAUGUCUCCCUGGACACACUCCAUCUCUCUGCCAUUCUCAUCACCAUACCCGCCCAUGCGGGGAUCGAGAUCGAUCCGCUGCUGUCACCUCCUACCAAUCCCUCCCCAAUCCUGCGAUCGUUGUGCCCGAUCGGUUUUUCACAGCGAUCGCGCGAUCGAUUGAGGGAGGGGACGCGCCCUCACUUGGACGGUGAUGGAGAUGCUUCGUUCACAAUCGCAAAUAUCGUGCAGAGGUCGUACAUGCAGCGUCCCACCACCGGCGGCGGCGGUGGCGGCGGCGGCCACCGAACGUCCGCGGGUACCAACCGGCCAGCAACCAGCGGGGGUGGCCGGGAAAGUACCGUGCGGGGUAGGGCGUCGACGGGAGCUCCGCGGAACAACCACGGGCGGAACUGCCCAUCCCCGCUGGACGUUAACGACGAUGGCGGACACUCCUUCCCCUCUCCCCGCAGUCGCCCCGCCGAUACCUUUUCGACCGCCAGGCGACACCAUUCCCCCUUUGACUCUCACCGCGGCGGGGGGCGCGUCGCCCGCAGCGGCGCAUCCGGCUGCUUAGAUAGGUAUCUGGGGGAAGACAUGGCGGAAGCUAGUUUGGAGGGGCCUCAAAAACAGCGGUAUCCGGGGAAAGGGAUGGCGGAGAUGGCGGAGGAAUGGCCUCCGCGGAGCUCCGUGCGGCGCUCGAUGCGGCGCGCGGGUUCCAUGGAGGUUUCCGCGCUGAUGCUGCGCGCCAGCGAUUUCGACCCCCCAACCUCCCGCGGCCUCGCCGCGAGCUAUGGCACCCGCGCGGGGAAGGGGCGCGCUGAGCACGGGGAACACGGGGAUGCGCGGAACAACGCGAGCAGCCGCAUUGAGGGAGGAGCGCGGCAAGGGUGGCGGAGCGAGCGUGCGGACGGCGCGGGAAGAGCAAGGGCGUCGCGGGAGGGCGGGGAGGAGAUGCGCGAAGGCAGAACGGGGCGGCGGAGCCACGCGAGUGCGGCGACUGUAGAUAUUUACCGGGCGGAGGAGGAGGGGGAAGACGAGGAGGAGGCAGGCGAUACGAGCUGCGACAUGUCGCCAUACGCGACAGGCGACACCUUUGGCGAAAUGUCGCUCUACUCCACGGGCGACACGAGCAGCUACAGGAGCAGCCGCCAAUCGCGGUCCAGUCAGGAGUCCGACGAGGCGGACAGCGCCGCCUGGGGGGGCUGGGGCGCGCCGUGGGCGGAGGGCGGGGGCAGCGAGCGGGAGAAACCGCGGGUGGCGGAGCCGAGGUUCGCGGAGACGGCGGGCGCGGGGGGACGCGCGCGGAGGAUGCGGCGGGCGGUGAGCAGCGUGGGGGGCGGGUCGUUCGGUAGCAGGGGGAUGGGGAGAGAGGAGGCCGCGUUUCAUGCGUUAUGGGUGCAGGGUGGGGCGACGCGGAGAGAAAGCGAGAGGAGACUGAGUGGCGGCAGUGAGAGAGGGGCGGGGAGGGGAGCAAAGGGGGUGGCGGAAGGGGAGGAGGAAGAGGAGGCGGAAGGAGAGGAGGACGGGGCGGGGUAUGCGAGGGAGGAUGAGCGGGAAGGAAGGGGAGGGGAGAGCGCGUUGCUAGGGCUGCGCUCGCCACAGGGACAGGUGCUGCCAGGCAUGGUGCUGUGCCCCGCGUCCCUUGCCCUCCCCGCCACACCUGCAGCGGAGUCGCCUGGUGGAAAAGCAACAGCAUCUCCGCAGCAGCAGCAACAGCAGCAGCAGUCAUUGGCCUUUGAUUCGAGCCAGCAGGCGCAGGUCUGGGGGCGGGGGACUGGGGAGGGGGAGGGGAGCAGAGGAGGCGGGUUGGGGGAGGAAAGGGGGAAAGGGGGUAGGAGUUUAGAGGAGGAGGGGCGCAAUGGGAUGCAGAGAGGGGAGGAGUGGCUGGCGGGGAUGCAUGGGAUGAUGCUGCCUGGGCGGGGGAUGGGACGGGGGCGGCUGUCUCGGGGUCUGUCCAUGUCUGCAUGUGCGCUGCGGCGGUUACAGGAGGAUGGGAGCCCUUCCAGCCCAGACGCGUCAGCAGCAGGGGGAAGCUUUGCGGAGCUUCUGGGGGGAAGCAGGGCGGAGAAGGGGCUGGGGAGGGGGCGGUUGCGGUCGUCUGGGGGGAGUGGGAUGUGGGCGGAGUGGCACUCCUCCUCCUCCUCCUCCUCCCGUGGCCCCGGUGGCUUUCUCGGCGGCGGCUUGCUGAUUGGGAAGGCUGUGGGCCAAUCGCGGCCCGCCACGGCGGCAGCUCGUGUGUUGAGGUCUCCGACUGGUGGUGGGAGCAGCAGCAGCGGCGGCGGCGGUGGUGGUGGGGUUGUCUCGUUUGAGAAUUCUCAAAAAGGUGUGGGGAGGGAGCAGGAGGGGGAGGAGCGGCGGAAGGGAGGGCUGGUGCGGGCGGUGGAAGGCAGUGGGAAGCAGCCCAGGUCUCCUUCUCCUCUGUUCGCCUCCCCGCUUUCUGCCUCCCCUCUGUCCGCGUCCCCCCUCUCCGCGUCCCCUCUGUCCUCCUCCUCUCCCUUCCGCAAGACAGCGAGGAGCAGCAGAAUGGAGCAGCAGCGGGCGGAGGCGCGAGUGGGAGGGGGAGGGGGAGGGGGACACUGUGAGGCGCCGGCACGGACUGGCGUGGCUGCGUGGGCUGAUGCUGUGGACGCUGGGGGGAAGUGGCCGGGGGGUGGGGAUGCGAGGAGGAGAGAUGAAGCGGACAGCUACUGGCUGGACCGCAGCGAGCUGGGGCGCGGCAGGUUCGGCAUCAUCCGGCUGUGCCUGUGCCGCAGGACGGGCGGGAGGUUCGCGUGCAAGACGAUCAGCAAGGAGCUGCUGACGUGCCAGCAGGACGUGGAGGACGUGCGGAGAGAGGUGGCGGUGAUGGCGUUGAUGCACGGCCACCCGCACGUUGCUGCACUCAUUGACACGUUUGAGGACGAGCAGCACGUGCAUCUGGUGAUGGAGCUGUGUGCAGGGGGCGAGCUGUUCGACCGCAUCAAGGCCAAGGGGCGCUACUCCGAGCCGCAGGCAGCGGUGGUGGUGGCGACGGUGGCGCGCGUGCUGCAGCAGUGCCAUGCGGCAGGCGUGAUUCACCGCGACGUGAAGCCCGAGAACAUCCUGCUGUGCACCAAACAGAGUGAUACUGAUGUGAAGCUCAUUGACUUCGGCGUUGCCACCUUCUUCCACCCUGGCGUUCCCUGCACGGACAUGGCAGGGAGCCCCUACUACCUAGCUCCAGAGGUCCUCGCAGAGAGCUACGGGCCCGAGGCAGACGUGUGGAGCACGGGCGUGGUGCUCUACAUCCUGCUCUCGGGUCUGCCGCCCUUCUGGGCGCCCACCAACGAGGCCAUCUUCCAAGCCAUCAAGGCCGCCCCGGUGAAUCUAGUGAGAGCGCCGUGGCCAUCGGUGUCGGGGGAGGUGCGGGACCUGGUGCGGCGCAUGCUGGAGAAACGGCCGGAAGACCGGAUCACGCUGGCGGAAGUGCUGGAACACCCGUGGAUUGUACGGCACACAUGCCCCCCUGCUGCGCCCAGAGAGGGCAGCUUGUAG